CCAGCAUCUUCCAACUGCACCUCACACGACCCAUCCGACCAUCCCACGAGCUCUUAUCCGCUAGCAAGCUCACUCGCUCGCUCUCUCACAUAGAACUGGCUGACACGAAGCAGUUGAGUAUCCAGUGGCGCGCCUUGGCUCAUCCGGUUUCUUUCCCUUGCGACAGCGGGCACUUUAGGCAAGCCGGCAGCAUCGGCUUCACUGGUCCGCUCUAUCUGAGACGCGAACUCUGCUCGUUUUGAUCGGUCGAUUCUGCACACCGCCACCUGUCAAGCUUGCUAUCUUGGCUGUGAUAGAAUCAUGUCUCGACCAGUCGCUUCGACGCCACAUCUAGUAUGGGCGGGUGGCCAUGCGGUUCUGCUCCUGGCCGGCAUCCGUUGCCUGCUCUCCCUGUUGGCGUUCUGGUCCAGCUCGAGGCGUUUGAACGCCUAUUACUACAUCGCCUACAUCGGUGCCAUCGUCAGCUACGGCAUUGUCGUAUACAAGAGCUUUGGCGUGCCGCAGCUGACCAAGGCGUACUUCCAGCGCGCGGCGAUGGAUGAGAAUGUCCAGUACUUUUUGCUGAGCCUGUACUGGUUCUGGCACAAGCCGAUCAUCGUCACACUGGUCCCUUUUGUCGUAUUUUCACUCUUCCACGUCCUCACAUUUGUGCGCACGACGAUUAUCCCGAUGGCGUUCCCCAGCACCCCUUCCUCCAGCAGCAGCAGUGGGCGCGCAGAUGGCACCGCUGCGCAAACACCCCCACCUAUGCCGAAGAAGGUCGGCCAGGUCAUCCAGACCUGGGUGAAGGGCAACUAUGACCCGGCGAUGCGCUUUGUCGCCUACUCGGAGGUGUUCAUCUUCCUCCGCCUGCUCGGCGGCGCGAUGAUCCUGCGCAACAGCCUCAUCAGCCCGCUGCUGUACGCCCACUUCCUUCGCCUGCGCUUCUACAUGAGCAGCUUCACCAGACAAGCGUUCACACACGUGGGUGACUUGCUGGAUCAAGCAACCAAGGACAACAGGUGUCCACCUGCUGUCCGCAGGGGCUAUCUUACCGCUAGGGAUCUGGUCUCGCGCUACGCCUCGUCUGUCCUUUCCGUCUCGAAUCAGGGCAGUGCGGCAGGUGCCCCAGCAGGCGCCGCAGGAGGUGCUGCCCCUGCCAGCGGGACGUCUGGAGCAGCCGCAGGUGGAGCAGGUGCUGGCCGCUGAACUGUACCGCAGCAGGAAACACCCAGCACUGCGUUGGUGCUCGCGUUUUUCCGUCGGUCGGUCGUAUCGACGGAAGAUGUGUAGCUCAGGCGGGACUGCUGGUGGCUGUAGCGUUGCUGCUCUCCGAGGAGCGGUACGAGCAUCUGCUGCCCCUGCUGCUGCUGUUGCAUUGCUGUCAACUGUCGGGUGCCCAGACAAAAGAAUGGACUAUGACCACACAUCUUAUCUUCCAGCAAAUCAAUUCACACCACCUUUUCCAGCUCGACAUACUCUCGAUCAACGAAGUGCGACGAGCUGCACUCGGAAGCCUACACCCGGCUUGAUAAUUCUUCUCUCGCACGUUGCGCCGCCAGCUUGGUGGGGUGGGGUGCAGUGCGACGCGGCGCGCGGCGUGGCCGCAGCCAGCAGGCGUGCUAUCUGUUUAUGUAUCCUAGUCUCUCCUUUGUAGGAAGCAGAGUGCUCCCCCGUUGC
Molecule: messenger RNA, 1659 nt
Organism: Tilletiaria anomala UBC 951
Lineage: Eukaryota; Fungi; Basidiomycota; Exobasidiomycetes; Georgefischeriales; Tilletiariaceae
Exons: 3
Coding region: 301-1188 (295 amino acids)
Biological process (GO): membrane organization; endoplasmic reticulum tubular network organization
Cellular component (GO): endoplasmic reticulum; membrane
Source: RefSeq, a predicted model, not a curated record